Messenger RNA from Neodiprion fabricii, 2166 nucleotides. RefSeq lists its product as uncharacterized. Lineage: Eukaryota; Metazoa; Arthropoda; Insecta; Hymenoptera; Diprionidae. The record is from RefSeq and is a predicted model, not a curated record. The transcript is spliced from 5 exons. Bases 1 to 2166 code for a protein of 721 amino acids.
AUGAUUAAAGAUUUGGGAGUGAUCUUAGACUCUAAGCUUCCUUUGACCUCUCAUGUUGCUGAGACUAUUCAUAAAGCCAUGAAGUCACUCGGAUUUGUAAUGCGAUCUUGUAAGGACUUAAACUCACUGCAAACUGCGCUGAACUUGUACAAUGGCCUGGGGACUUUAAUGCAGAUUUUCAAACAACAAAUGAUAAAGCAAUACGAACACCCAAAACCGCCAAGACGGAUCAUUAAAUGCCUAUCAUGGAAAGAGAUUGACUCUGAUGCAGCCACAGAACUGAUCAAUAGAAGAAAACAUGAGCUGGAUGGCACUAACGGUACUCAGCAAUCACUAGACCAGCAACUAGACAAGCUGAAUUGCCUGGUUCAGGAAAUCAUCAACCAAUGUGUUCCAGUUCAAGACUUUGUAGCAAAGCAUUGCCCAACCCCUUGGUUAACACAGGAAUUGAGUGAGAAACGUAAAGAGAGAGACAAAUGUUACAGACGAUUCAAAAGAAAUGGCCGCUGUGAAGCAUGGGAGUCUUACAUUCAAAUACGCAGACAAGCACAGUCUUUAUGGAAAAAAGAGCAGGCAAACUAUCUACAAUCAGUUUUCAAUCACUCAGGUCACACAAGGCAGUUUUGGGAUGAAAUGGACAGACUUGGUCUCACGGUGGCUUCAACAAAGUCGCGAGGGGCGCUGAACUUUAAUAUCGAGGCAUUAAACAAUUACUAUGCAACAAUAAUUGUAGGCAGGAAGCUUCCACCGCUCGACGGCCUAUUGACUAGUUUGAGCCGAGUGCAGGCCAACGAAAAUUUUCAUUUUACCCAUGCCAAUAUCGAUGACGUCAUGAAACAUCUUGCAGGCGGCACCUCCAGAGCGACUAGGAUUGAUGGACUAUCUGCGCAAGCACUGAAAAUGCUGAAGAAUCUGAUUGCCCCGCUUAUUACAGAGCUAAUAAAUAACUCCCUGGAUACUUGCUGCUACACGACUCAAUGGCGAUCGUCUCUAAUCACGCUAAUACCGAAAAUCCGAAGCCCAGAGUCGCUGUCGGACCUGCGGCCAAUAUCUAUCCUAUGCGGCAUGUCGAAAAUCUGUGAACGAAUUGUCUUUGAUCAAAUGCUCAAAUAUGUUGAUGACCAUGAUAUUCUUGAUCCUUAUCAAACUGGCUUCAGGCCCGGUAUGGGCACACAGACAGCUGUCCUAAGAUUUUCAGAUGACGUACGUGCUGCAAUAGACGAACAGAUGAUGACCAUAGCUGUGUUCCUGGAUUUUGCAAAAGCAUUCGACACGGUAGAUCACAAACUGCUGUUGACCAAGCUGCGCAGACUAGGCUUCUCAACGGAGGUUAUUCGAUGGCUAUAUUCUUCCCUCGCAGAACGAAAACACGCGGUGAGAAAUGGACAAAAUAUAUCUUCGUGGCAAGAGUGCUGGAUGGAAGUCCCACAAGGCAGCGUAUUAGCACCACUGCUAUUCUCACUCUUCAUCAACGACCUUCCCACGUGUCUGCGCUACUGCAAUCAUCUUUUCUACGCUAAUGAUAGUGUUAUUUAUCUCACCUGUAAAUUAAGCGAACUGGAAGAAAGUGUAACCAAGAUUAACAAAGACCUUGCGCUACCAAAACUUAUACUGGGCGAGGAAGAUAUAGAAUACGUUGACAACUUCAAGUAUCUAGGAGUCAUGCUCGACCCGAGGCUCUCAUGGACUUAUCAGGUCACAAGAGUAUGCAACUCAGCGUCAAGAACACUAUACCGUCUUCGCCAAUCCGUAAAUGAGGUCGGGGUGUCAUUGAAGCGACAGCUGGUCGUCAGUUUGGUACUCCCAAUAUUUGACUACUGUGCAACAGCUCUUACAAAUCUAAACCUUAACCUGGAGAAGAAGUUAUGUGUUGCGCUGAACAACCGCUGUCUCUUCUACGGCAUCCUUGUACUCAACAAAAAUGCCCUGCUAGGAAAGCACAUCAGACUUAAUCAUAAUGUAGCCAGGCACAGAGAUAAUAACAGAACCGAUACGCUAAUUGCGCCAAUUCCAAGGACAACUAUGUUCAACAACUCAUUCAUAAUUACUGGCACUGAUCUCUGGAAUUCGUUACCGCCGGACAUUACAACAGCAACAACACUGGAGGAAUUUAGGACGCGAUGUUUCCGUUACAUUCAUGCGAUGGAGCAAAUAAACUACGAUUAG